CACAAUGUCAUUUGUAGGUUUUUUAUUAGUAUAUUUUUCGAUUUUUGCUACAAUCAAUCAAACACUCUGAAAGCAAAAACAAAAUCAAACGCAGUGUCUGAGACCCUCAUCAUCGCCAUUUUUUUUUUUGGGUAGAACAUCAUCGCCAUUAUGUGAAGCAGAUCCACACUCUCAACCUCGAUUCGAAGAACCUCUUUGGUCUCUCUCUCGCAAUAAACAAAACCUUAAAAAACAAAACAAAAACCCAACAAACAAACACACUAGAAUAAACAACAACGAAAAAAAAAACCAUGGCCGUGGUUGAAAAUGGAGGGGUUGUUUCAAGCCGAAACUUCGAGACGCCAUCACAGGAAUCAUCCAACGGUCACGAUCAGCAGCCCAACAACAGCAAGCACACCCACGUGCGACUCAACCACAACCACCACAUCAUCAACGGUGACGGUGGUGGUGGUCCGAUUGUGAUGUCCCACCACGAUCAGGCGCUGUACAUUACUCCCACAUCGGCACAGCAGAUCGGGGCCCACCGAUCCAACGGCGGCGGUGGUGAUUCAGCGACUGUCUCCGCCGUUGAGAGCUACAAUCGGGAUAUGAGAGAGUUACAAGAACUAUUCUCUAAGUUGAACCCUAUGGCUGAAGAGUUUGUGCCUCCUUCGCUAGCUAAUAACAACCAAGGUUUCAAUUUGAAUGCUGGGUUUUACCCUAACAACCUGGUAAUGCAAAGCAACAACAGAAAUGGAUUUGUUAAUGGCAGCAACACUGGCAGAAGGAAGAAGAAUUUUAAUCAAGGGAAACGAAGAAUGAAUGCCAGGACAAGUUUGGCUCAGCGAGAAGAGUCAAUUAGGAGAACUGUGUAUGUGUCUGACAUAGAUCAACAGGUCACUGAAGAACAGCUUGCAGCUCUGUUUGUCAAUUGUGGACAGGUUGUUGACUGCCGUAUAUGUGGUGACCCCAAUUCCGUACUUCGUUUUGCCUUUGUUGAGUUUACUGAUGAAGAAGGUGCAAGGGCUGCUUUAAGUCUGGGGGGGACUAUGCUUGGAUUCUAUCCUGUGAAGGUGCUGCCUUCUAAAACAGCUAUUGCACCAGUUAACCCAACCUUUUUGCCUAGGACUGAAGAUGAACGUGAGAUGUGUGCGAGAACUAUCUAUUGUACAAAUAUUGACAAGAAGGUUACUCAAGCUGAUGUCAAACUCUUUUUCGAAUCAGUCUGUGGAGAGGUUUAUCGCUUGAGGCUACUUGGGGACUAUCACCAUUCCACUCGUAUUGCCUUUGUUGAGUUUGUAAUGGCUGAAAGUGCAAUUGCUGCUCUCAACUGUAGUGGAGUUGUUCUAGGUUCAUUGCCGAUUAGGGUUAGCCCAUCAAAGACACCUGUGCGCCCUCGUGCUCCUCGUCUUCCCAUGCAUUAAAUCAAUCAUCUUUGGCACCCGAGAAUGAUUUACCGUUCCAGUUUAAAUAUAUUUAAAUACACACACACAUCAUGUAAAGAUUUCCAUCUCUGGUUGUCUGUUUAAUAUAUAUACUUGUCCACUGCGGCCAUGCUAUGAUAUCUUUUGUUAUCAUAGGGUUAAUAUUUUGUUUAUUCUAGCAUAUAUAGAGUUGGAUAGAAUCUCUGAGGCUUUAAAAGAUUUCAUGUAUUUGCUCGUUAAUAUGGAUUUGGAUUUUCCGUAGAUUAAGCAAUGCUAAGUUUAUUACUCAUGAAAGUCUUUUUGUGACA
Quercus lobata is the source of this 1711-nucleotide messenger RNA. RefSeq names its product CTC-interacting domain 11 (gene CID11). The transcript is spliced from 11 exons. Lineage: Eukaryota; Viridiplantae; Streptophyta; Magnoliopsida; Fagales; Fagaceae. The record is from RefSeq and is a predicted model, not a curated record. The coding region runs from base 291 to 1403 and encodes 370 amino acids. Gene Ontology annotation, molecular function: RNA binding.